Candida albicans SC5314 is the source of this 399-nucleotide messenger RNA. RefSeq lists its product as uncharacterized. The transcript has a single exon. Gene Ontology annotation, biological process: vesicle-mediated transport. NCBI's taxonomy places the organism in Eukaryota, Fungi, Ascomycota, Pichiomycetes, Serinales, Debaryomycetaceae. Gene Ontology annotation, cellular component: Golgi membrane. The record is from RefSeq and is a predicted model, not a curated record. The coding region runs from base 1 to 399 and encodes 132 amino acids.
AUGAACGACGAUUUGACUGGUGUUUUCAAGGUAACCAAUUUGGUUGUUGCUGGGCUAUGUGUGGUCGGGGGACUUUCGCAGUUGUUCUAUAGUUUCCAUGCGUUUGUUUGUGGGUUGUACAUUAUUGUGUUUGGUGGGGUCAUUGGGGCGUUAGAGUUUACUGUUCCUGCAGAAGCCUAUGCCUAUGCGUCGUUUUUGUUUUCGUUUAUUGGCAGAGGGAUUUUCUACACGUUUCUUGGUGUUAGUUUGAGUGGCGGGUCAUUCUUUAGAGUGUUUGCAGGGUUGGUGGUGUUUGGCAUUGGGUUGGCGUAUGUGGUUUUAGAGACUGUGCCAAGUAUUUCGCCACCAGAUAAUAUGAACCCGGACGGGGCGGUAGUUGGGUUAGACGAUGAGGUGUAG